Molecule: messenger RNA, 1923 nt
Organism: Microsporum canis CBS 113480
Lineage: Eukaryota; Fungi; Ascomycota; Eurotiomycetes; Onygenales; Arthrodermataceae
Exons: 4
Coding region: 1-1923 (640 amino acids)
Molecular function (GO): protein binding
Source: RefSeq, a predicted model, not a curated record
AUGGCAGCGUCAUUGAGCUCGCCUGGGAGCUCAAGUUCUUCCUCUUUCGACCCAUAUUCUGAACAUGUCACAGAUACAAAGCCACAGAAUAAAUCCCAAGCUGGAACACCCGGACAAGAUGACAGUAAUGUUGCUGUUUCACGUUCUCAUUCUAGCAUGUCUGUCCCGCGCGGCAACCGUCUGGAAACUCCAAGGCAGGCAUCCACUGCUGCUGAUGUUGCUACUUCAUCCACCAAUAGUGCCCUGUCCCGCCGGAAACGCAAACGCGGUGCAGCUGGUAACCAUCCAGCAGGAGCCCAAGUUUCAGAUGCUCAAUACUCCUUAGAGUAUGAUGGCCGUCAUUUUGGUGUCAAAUCCCAAUCAGACUCGCCGUCGAGUUUAGCGGAUGGCACAAAGCGUGUUAAAUUCAAAGAUGAUAUGCUUCCGGACCAUUCUGCCGAUCAAUCCAUGAAUACCAUACCCGAGGAUAAGUCCAAAUUACCAAGGGAAAUAUGGCAGCACAUUUUCACUUUUCUUCCCCCUGUUUCACUUGGACGUGUCUUGCAAGUUAACCGCUCUUUCAAAGCUUUGCUUACUACUGGUCAGUCGGAGUUGCCCUCCGGUCGUGCAACUCCUGGCUCACUAAAAUAUGUUAACCCGGUUCAUAUCUGGUCCACUUCACGAAAGUCUUUUCAUUCAGGCAUGCCACGCCCGCUAAGUCCUCUAUCAGAAAUGGAUAUGUGGAAACUUAUCCGUGGAACUUCUUGUCAGUUUUGCAAUAAAACCGGGUCUACUCCAUCACCAGAGACUUCACCUUUUGAAAGUGGACCGGGAGAGAAUGGAGUUCGAAUUAUAUGGCCUUUAGCUGUUCGUUCAUGCGGAGAAUGUUUAAGGUCAAAUUGCGAGACUGAAAUGGACCUUCUCUUUUCUUCUACCUUACCCUCAGUCCUGGUACCUGCUCUCCCAUUUGCAUUUUUAACUGCAUCACUGCACUAUGUGUCAUCAGUCUCACUUCGUGGAAGCCAACCUCCAGUUGGUAUGGUCCUUACAAAGCACUUCCUAAUGGCCCAAGUUGAGGAGCUGAAGUCCAGGUUUGAGGAAGUGAAGGCCUUAGGGCCUGCAGCCGCAGAGGAAUGGAUGAAAGGCCUAGAAGGAAACGGCAAAGAGAAAAUCAAUGACGCUGCGCGAUGGGAGCAAUGGGAAUUAGCUGGUGGUCUUCGCAGUCUCAAGUCACCCCAACCAGCACAGCUAAAUGGUACCAAGACACAGCCCGCUAAACUUGAGCCGACUGACUCUAGCUCUGUACGACUCCCAACCGGAAACCAUCGACCAAGCAAUAGCCUUGGCACAAAUGCUCCUGCAAGCAGUCUAGAUGCUGCUAUUGCUACCCGCCCCCGUAGCACAGGUGCACAACCGGGUUUCCCCCUCCCUCCAAAUUCUCAACUUGCCCGAGAGCGGAACCUCCGACAGAUUAAUGAAGCAAAGGCGAGUCGUCGGAGUGAAAUUGAAAGGCGGUGCGCAGAGCUUGAUCCGCCUCUUGCACCUGAGGUGAUCAACCACAUGGAAUCGUUCACAGCUGCAAUCCAGAUCACACAUCCAUUCACUGACAGAGACUGGGAAAUCUUGAAGCCACGUCUCUUAGCUCAACGUGAAGUUGCUGAGCGUCGUGAGAACGAGCGCAAAAUGCACGACGCGAUACUGCAAGCAAAGUCUGACGAACGUCGUCAUCAAGAAGCACAGCUUAAGGAAGCUAAGGAGAUACUUGACCGUGAAUGGGAGGAUGUUCAAAAGCCAAUCAAAGAACGGAUGGCCGGCUAUGCCGAUGAGAUCAUUCGUGAGGGUUGGCGUGGAGGUGAAGGGGUCACAAAGGAGAAAUGCCCCAAGUUCGCAGCCGACGUCAUCAUGAUCCUCCAAACGGUCCUCCACGACGCAAAAUUAUUUUAG